This is a messenger RNA of Dioscorea cayenensis subsp. rotundata (Guinea yam), 2164 nucleotides long. RefSeq names its product probable galacturonosyltransferase 15. The record is from RefSeq and is a predicted model, not a curated record. Gene Ontology annotation, molecular function: polygalacturonate 4-alpha-galacturonosyltransferase activity. The transcript is spliced from 6 exons. NCBI's taxonomy places the organism in Eukaryota, Viridiplantae, Streptophyta, Magnoliopsida, Dioscoreales, Dioscoreaceae. The coding region runs from base 176 to 1762 and encodes 528 amino acids.
CUCAUUCCCUCGUCUUCAAUCUCUCUCUCUCUCUCUCUCUCUCUCUCUCUCUUUCGCGAAACGAAAAGCAUAGAUUUGGAGGAAUUGGAUCGAAAACAAGGGUUAGGGUUUGGGGGGAGCGUACCAGGAAUGGUGGGGAGGAAGAAGAGGCGGAAAUCGGUGGAUCGAGCGUGAGAUGCAUCUCUGCUUCACGGCGGAGGUGAUGAAGCCGAAGGAUCGAACGACUGCGAGGCGAUACUCUUACCGCUCGGUGCUUCCGACGGUGCUUGUCGCUGGCGUUCUCCUCCCUUUCUUCUUCAUUCGAGCCGCCUUCCUCGCCCUCGAUGCCGGCGCUUCCUUCUGCCCCUCCAUUGGUUGCUUGAGAUGGAAGCUUGGGCCGCGCUUCUUCAGAGCUGGAGAUCCAUCGAUGGAGCUCGUGAAGGAGCUGAGAAUGGCAUUCAUGGAUGAGAAUGGGAUGGGGCCGGUGGUGGUGGACCAGAAGGCGGUGGACUCUGCACCGGAUACGUUGGAGGGGUUGAUUGCUGAGAUGGCUGCCUCCACUUCGAACUAUAACCAAAACAUGGAUGUCAGGGCCUUCAUUCGCAAGACCAAGGCCAUGCUCAUGAAGAUGGAGCAAAAUAUGAAAUCUUCAAAGCUUCAGGGGCUGAUUUAUCGGCAUUUGGCAUCCAUCGGCAUCCCAAAGAGCAUGCACUGUCUUACCCUGCUGCUGGCAGAAGAAUACACCAUUAAUUCACUAGCCAGAUCUUCUCUACCACCACCUGAAUAUGCAUCUCGCCUGACUGAUGGUUCCUAUAUCCACAUAGCUCUCUUAAGUGACAAUAUUCUUGCAGCUUCAGUGGUAAUUUCCUCCACCUUGACGAGCUCCGCCAACCCAGAAAAUUUGGUAUUUCACAUUGUCACCGAUAAGAAGACCUACUCUGCUAUGCACUGCUGGUUUGCCCUCAACCCCAUUUUUCCUGCAGUCGUUGAGGUGAAGGGCCUGCACCAAUUCGACUGGCCUGCCGAUGUGAAUGCAUUGGUGAUGGAGACAAUAGAAGAAAUCCACUGGAGCUCACUUGCUCAUCAUCAGUACAGUGGAGCAAAUGAAGAGUAUAAACGGCUCGAAGCUCUAAACCCAAGUGCCUUUUCACUUUUGAAUUACCUAAGAAUUCACCUCCCAGAGUUAUUUCCGAAGCUCAACAAGGUUAUCUUUCUGGAUGAUGAUGUUGUUGUCCAGCAAGACUUGCAAUCAUUAUGGGACCUUGAUCUAAAUGGUCAUGUCAAUGGCGCAGUUAUUGCAGGAGAGGUUGUGGAUGAUGGGUACCACCAUUGCAUGGGCAAGAAAUAUGAGGAUUACUUGAAUUUUUCAAACCCAAUCUUAUCAUCAUCAACUUUAGGAUCAGAAAAGCAAAAAUGUGCCUGGUUGAGUGGCAUGAAUGUGUUUGAUCUUCAAGCAUGGAAAAGAAGCAAUAUCACACGAACAUAUCAACAAUGGCUAAAGCAGAACCGAGAAUCUGGUUUUCAUUUAUGGCGAGCAGGACCUCGACCACCUGGUUUGAUCGCCUUUAAUGGCCAAGUGCAUCAAAUUGAUCCUUCAUGGCAUUUAUCAGGAUUGGGACGAAGAAUGCCUGAACUCGAACUGCUACAAACCUCAGCGGUCAUACAUUUCAGCGGGCCACGAAAACCAUGGCUCGAAAUUGGAUUCCCAGAAUUACGAUCAUUGUGGCAAAGACACAUCAACUACUCUAAUGAGUUUGUGAGAAGCUGUAGAGUUAGGGAGUGACUAAACAAAGCGCAAAGCAAUACGGAAAAAGAACAGCAUUAGGUGAGUAUUUGUAUUUGGAAUACAUGGUACUAUACAGUUAGACAUAUUCGUUGUUUGAGCAGGGAGGGAAUUAAUUAAGUAGGCAAAGCCUUCAUCAGUCUCUGCUCAGAUAACUUUCUAUACUACUGCUGCCUUUGUUGUUAGAGGGAUGGCUUAAGUUGUACAUACUGAGGGGCUGGUUCAUAUAUCUUUGUUGAAGAUCAUCACUUCUUUGCUAAUAUUCUUUCCUCUCUAUUAAAACAACUGUGAAGAAUAAAUUGCUCUAUUUCAUUUCUUCUUGUUAUUGUUAUCAGGGGAAUUUGCACAGGUAUUCUCUUGCUAAAGUGUAUAAUUGUGCGUAUACAAGUAUUUUGUGAUCGA